AAUCGUUGUGUUUUGGACUAGAGGAGGCAUAGAGGAGGUCAUUAGAAAGUGAGGGGUAAGUACGGGCAGGUUUUCAGGGAACAGAGACAUUGGGUUCUGGCGUAUGUCUGAUGCCGGUGUAAGAUAAAUACAAUAUUUAUCAGCUCUGUAUAGUCUUUCUACCGCUGCGAAAUGAUUCGUCUAAUCCUGCGGCUGAGGCCGUCCGCCGGUCUCCCCUGUCCCCGUGCCCUCCCGGCCCGGCCUGCUGCGCUCGGCUCCCGCUUCGUGCCCAGGACCGGCUGUCAGAGGCGGCUUCACUGCGGAGCGGCGUCCCGGGCCGUGUCUCUGAGCUCAGGCUUCAGCCACAGAGCGACCCUAUUCCGGCGUCCCCAGCUAGCAGCUGGGUGUCAAAGUCAGCGGUUCUACAGUCUGCCUCCGCACCAGAAGGUGGAGCUUCCCGCGCUGUCACCCACCAUGCAGACGGGAACAAUCGCUCGCUGGGAGAAAAAGGAGGGAGAGAAAAUCAACGAGGGUGAACUUAUAGCUGAGGUAGAGACAGACAAGGCCACUGUGGGGUUUGAGAUGCUGGAGGAGUGCUAUCUGGCAAAGAUUCUUGUUCCUGAAGGAACCAGAGAUGUCACCAUUGGAUCAGUAAUCUGCAUCACAGUGGACAACCCUGACCUAAUUCCAGCCUUUAAGGACGUAACGUUGGACUCAAUCAAAGCAGCUGGUGCCACCCCUUCAACCGCUGCCUCUGCUCCUCCUCCUCCUGCUGCUGCUGCUGCUCCUGCAGCCCCAGGCAGCUCUUACCCCCCACACAUGAAGGUUGCACUUCCUGCCCUCUCCCCCACCAUGACAAUGGGAACAGUACAGCGCUGGGAGAAGAAGGUUGGAGAAAAGCUGAGUGAAGGAGAUCUGCUCGCUGAGAUUGAAACUGACAAGGCAACCAUCGGCUUUGAAGUGCAGGAAGAGGGAUAUUUGGCUAAAAUCUUAGUGGCAGAGGGAACCCGAGAUGUUCCUCUGGGAGCGCCACUCUGCAUUAUUGUAGAGAAAGAAGGUGACAUUUCUGCCUUCAAGGAUUAUGUAGAGACUGGGGUGGUAGAUGUUUCCACACCACCUCCUUCAUCACCUCCUUCUCCGGCUGCUGCACCAACUCCUGCAGCACCCAGUCCUGCCCCAGCAGCUGCUGCCCCAGCAGCACCUAGGAAGGGUCGUGUGUUUGCCAGCCCACUAGCCAAGAAACUCGCUGCUGAAAAGGGAAUUGACCUGGCACAGGUCAGCGGCUCUGGGCCUGAUGGACGCGUCACCCGGAAAGAUAUUGAGAGCUUUGUUCCUUCGAAGGCUGCACCUGCUGUAGCUGCUCCCACUCCAGCUGCUCCAACACCUGCUGCAGCUCCUGCUGUAGCAGGUGGCACCUUUACAGACAUCCCUAUCAGCAACAUCCGCAAGGUCAUCGCUCAGAGGUUGAUGCAGUCCAAGCAAACCAUCCCCCACUAUUAUCUGUCUGUAGACAUCAACAUGGACCAAGUGCUCGAGCUUCGAAAAGAGCUCAAUGAAGAGGUUAAAGCCCAGAAUAUCAAGCUUAGUGUCAAUGACUUCAUCAUCAAAGCCAGCGCUCUGUCCUGCCUCAAGGUUCCUGAAUGCAACUCUUCCUGGAUGGAGACCGUCAUCCGCCAGAACCAUGUAGUGGACGUGAGUGUAGCAGUAAGCACUGCCAACGGCCUCAUCACACCCAUAGUGUUCAAUGCCCACACCAAAGGACUGGCUGCCAUCAGCGCUGAUGUGUUGGCUCUUGCUGCCAAAGCGAGGGAUGGCAAACUGCAGCCUCAUGAAUUCCAGGGAGGUACAUUCACAAUCUCUAAUUUGGGGAUGUUUGGCAUCAAGAACUUCUCAGCCAUCAUCAACCCUCCUCAGGCCUGUAUCCUCGCUGUUGGAGGCUCAGAGAAACGGCUGUUGCCUGCUGACAAUGAGAAAGGGUUUGACGUAGCCAGCAUGAUGUCGGUGACACUGAGCUGCGACCACAGGGUAGUGGAUGGGGCCGUCGGCGCGCAGUGGCUCGCAGAGUUCCGCAAGUUCCUGGAGAAACCCGUCACCAUGCUUUUGUGAAUGGACUUUACUGCUGUCAAACUGCAGCAACAGGCAGAGGCCUCUCCCUGAAGCGUUCCGGUAGGUCUAAACCAGUCUGGAUGCUUCUGUGAUUGGCUGGCCUGCAACCAGGUCACUCCCUGUUACCCUGAAGAGCAUAAGGCAGAAGUCACUCCAUUUACCUGUCUGUCUCGCUGUCACUUUCUGUCUUUCUCCUCUGAUUCCUUCUCACUCAUCUUCUAUUUAUUGUGGCCCCAUCUCAUGAGAGACCGGAAUUAGGUGUAAUUUAGAGAAUAGAGACUGGCUAAAACAUUUUACAAAGAAGUGUCCAACCAUUUAUCCUCUAACCUGUGUGUGUGCGUGUGUAUACUUCUUACACACUUGUAUCUUGUGUGAAUAAGACAACAGAAAAGUACUGUAAUUUAUUGAUUUGGUAAAUUUAAGAGAUGAGAUGCACAGUCCAGAUACACACACAUCUGCCCUUUUCUGUGGCCACACAAUUAAAUUACUUGCCAUGCUUUCUGUAGGUUGAUGGUUCUGUGUGUAUAUUCUUCACUGUGGAUUAACACAGUGCUGUAUAUAUACUGUGAAUAUUGUGGUGAGCUGUUGGGUUAAAAUGGCCUAACCUUCUGGAGACCUCACUGUAUAAUAUAAUGACUGUGUAAUUCAGAAUGACAACAGAGACUCUUAAAGGAAGUAGUGAGCAGUUCUGCCAAUUCUCUCUUUGCCGGGGAUGUUUUUUUCUAGUCUGAAGAAUAAUCUGUAUUUCACAGCUGAAACGCACAAAGUUGGUGAUGGAUGUUAAUUGAAUAAAUUGGGAGAAGUCAA
Messenger RNA from Mugil cephalus (flathead mullet), 2892 nucleotides. It is a transcript of the gene dlat, whose product is annotated as dihydrolipoamide S-acetyltransferase (E2 component of pyruvate dehydrogenase complex). Gene Ontology annotation, molecular function: dihydrolipoyllysine-residue acetyltransferase activity. Gene Ontology annotation, cellular component: pyruvate dehydrogenase complex. The record is from RefSeq and is a predicted model, not a curated record. Gene Ontology annotation, biological process: pyruvate decarboxylation to acetyl-CoA. Lineage: Eukaryota; Metazoa; Chordata; Actinopteri; Mugiliformes; Mugilidae. The transcript is spliced from 14 exons. Bases 172 to 2085 code for a protein of 637 amino acids.